UUCUACUACUCCUGGGCUGCUCAAUAAAUCAGUGAGUUCUUUAUUGACUAUUGGCUCUCGGACUUGAGAUAGUGAUCUCCUUGCUGAUAUGUUUGCAGAUCAGGAUAGAGACCCGAAACUAAGCAUUCCGCUAAGAUGCUCUUCUCACUGGGAUCACUGGUAUUGAAUACAUGAAACUUCAGGCCUUUACUCUGUCAGAAGUGCUUACCGUUCACUGCAAGUCCUUCAUGGUCGCUGGGUUUUGGACAAUAAUUGUGGUUUUUGGCGUACUCUUUGGACUCUUAAUAUUCUCCAAAAGUCAAGAAUUUCUUGUGGCGUGCUGCCUUAGGUUGCCUCCCCACCAACCUGAAUUUAAAGCUGCGUUUUGCGGACAUUAGCUCCAGCUGCCCUAUUUGUUUGAAGGUUAAUGAAUCGGUUACUCAUGCUCUUCUUUUUUGCCCUUUUGUUUUGUCUUGCUGGUUCACGUUUGGGAUUACUAUAGGGCCUGAUAAGCGCGAGAAUUUUGGGAGCUGGUUGGAGCAAACUCAAGGAAUCAGUAAGAAAACUUUGCUGAUUAGUAUGCUUUGUUGGAGUAUUUGGAAAGCUCGCAAUGACUUCGUUUGGAGAGGAUAGUCACUCUUUUGGUUUUGGUUGGGCAGUUAGGGACCAUUGUAGUACUCUCAUUAAGGCUAGGAGUAGUCAUCUGAGGUGUGGCUUGGUUCUUCCCCACGUUGCUGAAGCAAUCGGAGUCAAGGAGGCUCUUAGUUGGAUUAAAUCUCAGCUGCUGCAGAAUGUUAUUAUAGAGUCUAACUGUCAUUUGCUUGUUCAGUUCAGGCUAUUCAUAGCUCUACCUCCUUGCUUUCUCCUUUUGGGAAUAUUGUUAGGGAUUGUCAAGUGUUAUUGUCUCAUUGUACUAAUGUAUAUUCAGUUUGUGAAGCAUUCUCUUAACCAUGUAGCUCAUUGUUAGGAGCUCUUGUUAUAA
Molecule: messenger RNA, 961 nt
Organism: Humulus lupulus (European hop)
Lineage: Eukaryota; Viridiplantae; Streptophyta; Magnoliopsida; Rosales; Cannabaceae
Exons: 2
Coding region: 590-946 (118 amino acids)
Source: RefSeq, a predicted model, not a curated record